Messenger RNA from Ipomoea triloba (trilobed morning glory), 999 nucleotides. Its product is annotated as transcription repressor MYB5-like. The transcript has 2 exons. The record is from RefSeq and is a predicted model, not a curated record. The coding region runs from base 1 to 999 and encodes 332 amino acids. NCBI's taxonomy places the organism in Eukaryota, Viridiplantae, Streptophyta, Magnoliopsida, Solanales, Convolvulaceae.
AUGAGAACCCAAUCAUCAUCAUCUGCAAAAGGUGCUGCCGGGGCUUCGCCGCCGUCGAAGGCGAAGGGGAAGGGGAAAACGACGCCGUGCUGCAGCAAGGUUGGGCUGAAGAGAGGGCCAUGGACGGCGGAGGAAGACAAGCUGUUGACUGAUUACAUCAACAAGGAAGGCGAGGGGCGGUGGCGAACCCUACCCAAAUUGGCCGGCCUCCUCCGCUGCGGCAAGAGCUGCCGCCUCCGCUGGAUGAACUACCUCCGCCCCACCGUCAAGCGCGGCCACAUCACCCCCGACGAAGAAGAUCUCAUUCUCCGCCUCCACCGCCUCCUAGGCAACAGGUGGUCACUGAUAGCAGGGAGGAUUCCAGGCCGGACAGAUAACGAGAUAAAGAACUAUUGGAACACUCACCUGACCAAGAAGCUGAUUAGCCAAGGAAUUGAUCCAAGAAAUCACAAGCCUCUACUGGUAAACCCUACCAACAACCCCAAAAACCAUACCUCCUCCUCUUCCUCAGUUCCCAUAAUCAAACCUACGCCGAUUCACGUUGGUCUUUCCAACAAAGACAAGACAGUGAAGAUCAAUAGCAGUGUUAACGUUGGAGGGACGACAAAUCAUCAGAUUGAUCAGCCCAACAGCGUGGGAGGGACGACAAAUCAGACUACUGGAAAUGGCGGCGCUGAUGAGGACUUUAAUAUGGAUGGUGGAGGAAUAAUAAGCUGCUGCAUCGGAGAAGAUAAUGAGGAUAAUGUUGGGAUGGAUUUUUGCCCGGACGAGGAUGUGUUUUCGACAUUCUUCGAUUCUUUGAUGAACCACGAUGUGUUCUUCGCUGCUUCCCAGAACAACCAACAAUCUAAUCACGACAUUACCCCCCUGCAGCCCUCAACUUCUGAACAUAAUAAUAAUAAUAAUAAUCAGCCUUUGAAUCCUUUGGAACAGAUGAACUUCCCCUUCAGUACUGCAGGAUGGGUUGAUGGUGAUGAUGGUGAUGAUUUUCUACCAUGA